Molecule: messenger RNA, 435 nt
Organism: Maudiozyma saulgeensis
Lineage: Eukaryota; Fungi; Ascomycota; Saccharomycetes; Saccharomycetales; Saccharomycetaceae
Source: the annotation of a GenBank genome assembly
AUGGCUCAUAGGGCUUUUGUACAGGUCAUCAUUACAGGUGCACAAGUUUUUGGAAGGGCAUUUGGUGAGGCAUAUAGGCAAGCAGCUUCUCAAUCAGUGAAGCAGGGUGCUACAGAGGCCAGUAGAGGUCGUGGGCGUUCAGCUAAAGAAGAAUAUGGUGGUAUUACGCUUGAUGAGAGUUGUAAGAUUCUAAAUAUUGAGCCAUCUAAUGCUAAAGAUUAUUUGAACUUAGAUAAAGUAAACAAAAGAUUUGAUUAUUUGUUUAAUAUUAAUGAUAAGGAUAAAGGUGGAAGUUUUUAUUUACAAAGUAAGAUAUAUAGGGCUGCGGAGAGGUUAAAAUGGGAGAUUAAAGAAAAAGAAAAAGAAGCUAAUAUAGAAAAGGAUGACAUUUCGCCAUCAUCUGAAGGAUCUAAAGAAAAUACAAAGCCUCAAUAA